This is a messenger RNA of Puccinia graminis f. sp. tritici CRL 75-36-700-3, 1206 nucleotides long. RefSeq lists its product as uncharacterized. The transcript has 2 exons. The record is from RefSeq and is a predicted model, not a curated record. NCBI's taxonomy places the organism in Eukaryota, Fungi, Basidiomycota, Pucciniomycetes, Pucciniales, Pucciniaceae. Bases 205 to 780 code for a protein of 191 amino acids.
ACUCAGCUUCCCCCGUGGUGUAUGUAGGGAAAAGUUAAAACCCGGAAAAGAUUCGAGAAGAUGACCUCACACCAAACUUAGCCAAACUUUACAUGGCCAAUCCUGGUUGGUGUACAUAAUCGCCGUAUGAACUUGCACUCGCUUCUUCAAAGCACUACCCAACCAUCUUCAAACCACUAGUCAACUUGACUGUGUUCUCGUACAAUGGCCGGGGGACGCUCACAAGUUAUACGUCCUGAAUCACCAGAGAUAGAAGUGGUGUCAUCCAAGAAGAAAACCGUAGAGAAGCGCAAGCAAUCCCCAACACCAGCCCAACCCGCCAAACCACCUAAAGCUGCAAAAACGACCAAAGCUCAACCGAAGCCACCUCAUCAAUGGUCCGCUUCCGAGGAUGCCGAUCUGAUCUCGGUGCUUGAGGAGAUACAAAUCAAUCAAUCGGGCCCGAUGAAUGUCUUCUCCAACAGUGCUUGGACGGAGGCUGCAGAGAAGUUAAACGCCUACAACACGGACCAUUCCAAAGACAAGGAUGCUGCAGCUUGUAAAACUCGCUUCAACGAACUGAAAAAAAUGUACCGGACUUUCAAACGAUUGAAGAACAUGAGUGGCGGAGGUUGGGACGAACGAAACAAGCGAGUGAUCUUCGAUCGAGAAUGGUGGGACGAGUGGGCUCAAGACGGAAGUCAAAAGGCUAAGGACAUGCUUGUUUUCCGUUACAAAGGUUUCCCGCUCUUCGAAGACAUGUUUCAUCUCGUAGAAAAGGAUCCGACUGCUGGCUGGUAGAACCACAACCAAAUCAUCACCCAAACCUCAAUUCUUCCAAAAGAAAAGCGCAACUAGCUUAGCAUCAGUAUCCAAAAUCACUGAAAUCACUUGAUUAAAAAAGAGUUAAAAUUGCUGUACAACUAACAGAAAUCACGUCAUAUUUACUUUCUAUCCUGCAGAACAGUACUCAUACACAAACGUACUUUGCAAAAUCUUAAACAAUCCGUGACAUGUUAAAAAGAAAAGUCUGCCCAGUAAUUUUUUUUUUGGUUUUGUUUUCCUCAUGUUGAAUUAUCUCAAACAUUCUUAACUUGGCGCUUCCAGAAAGGCUCCCGGUUGAUACAAUCUUGAUUGCUCUCCGCAUGUACCUUUUUUGUUUGUUUUCCCUGUAAUCCACAUUGUCCAGUCUGCAAGUCAUCCACCGGGGUGGAUACCUCCAUACAA